CUAACUGAAUAUUUUUAACAGUCUAAACCUUCUUCUUUUUGCACACUAAGAAGUGUAAACCAGAACUUGUGAAUAUAAUUAAAUAAAAUACAAGUGUUGGAGUUACUGGCUGUGUUCAUAUUUUUUUGGAAAACGGUUUCUUAAAAAUGGAUGUCAGCGUAUCUAAACUUCCUCAAAAAUCCAAACUCCCUGCUCCCAUGAAUCGUUCAUUGUUUGGGGCAAAUUCGAGCCAUUUGCAAUCUCCACGAACUUACUCGCUUCAAUCCAGACUCAACAAAGAAAAUAAUGCACCCAAACCAAAAGUGACAUUUGAGACAGAUUGUGCUGAGAUGCGAAUGGCAAAAAGAAAGUCCGAGGAACACAGUGAUAAUUCGCAAAACAGCAAACGGUUUAAACCUAACAACCCAAGAGUAAACUCACUCAAAACACAAUCUAUGUCUGUAACUAGAAAAGCAGCAAGAAGAAGUCUAUCAAAUGCAUUAAAGAUUGGUAGAGGUGGAAAACAAGCCCCUGUUCCACCAACACAAGUUGCACCAAGACCAAGAAAACCACUCACAACCACCACAAGUAAAGUUAAUACAGGAAGGCAAGCUUACAAACCAAAAAGAGUCUCUCCAAAUUCUUCAGUAUGCUCUAUCUCUUCGGCACCAGCAAGAAGCAAAACAACUUUUAAACCACCAGCUAAACCUACAGCAAGUACAAGAACAUCUGGAGGCAGUGCAGAGAAAAAAUCAAAGAGGAAAGCUUGGGAUAUAAAGGGACAGCUAGAAGAUGCAAAAGAAGAACUUGCAAAAAAGACGGAAGCCACUAGGAAAAAUGAAGGGGUUUUGGAAAAUAUUCUGCAGAGACUACAGGCUCUUGAAUCUGAGAAACAAGUGAUCGUCCAAGAGAAGCAAACUCUCUCCACCGACGUAAACCGAUUCCAGCAAGACCUGGAUGCAGUUCGCAGCGAAAAACUAAAAAUUGAAACAAAUUUCAGAGAAAAAAUGAACGAAUUUGAGAGAAGGGAGAGACAAAAUAACUUAGAGCGUGAAGACCUUCAGCAACAGCUUCGAGUUUGCCAGAAAUCUCGUGAUGAGUUGGACCUUGAGUGUCGGCAACUACGACGUGAAAAAAUCUUAUUUGCCGACCGCAAUGAUGAACUUGAAAAAGAAUUAAAAGCAACAAGAAGCCUACUUGAAACCACAGAGAUAAAGUUACAAAACCAGUUGAAAAUAUGUGCUAACCAAAGUAAUGAGUUGAUGGUGGGUGAAGAGGAAAGGAGAAAAUUACUCAAUGUUGUUCAAGAACUUAAGGGGAACAUUCGUGUGUUCUGUCGUGUGCGUCCACUGCUUAAAAAAGAAAUAGUUGAAGGUGGAAGUAACGAACAUAUGCAGAUGCCGGGGAAAGCAGGGAAGUCACUUAGUAUUACCAAUGACGGUCAAAAGGUUGUUCCAUUUUCAUUUGAUCGCGUGUUUGGAGAUUCAUCCACACAAGAAGAGGUGUUUGCAGACGUAGCACAGCUAGUGCAAAGUGCAUUAGACGGAUAUAAUGUUUGCAUCUUCGCCUAUGGACAAACUGGUGCUGGUAAAACCUACACCAUGGAAGGCACCAACAGUGAGCAUGAGCUUGGUAUUAUACCAAGAUCUGUCAAACUUAUAUUUAAAAAGUGUGAGGAACUGAACAAGUUUGGUUGGGUGUACAAGCUAUCAGUACAGCAUGUUGAAAUUUACCGAGAGGUUUUACAAGAUUUACUUCAGACUGAAUCUGGUGUUAAACUGGAUAUCAGAACUACCAAAGCUUCAAAGAAAAACUCAGUCUGGGUGAACGGUCUAACUGAACAUGAGGUUACCAAUUAUAACAUGGUCCAGGCAUUGCUAAGACAAGCCAAUCAAAAACGAGCGACUGCAGCUACAAACGCAAACGACCGAUCUUCACGAUCCCAUUCUGUAUUCAUGCUCAAAAUUGUGGCGACUAAUGAACUUACUGGGGAAGAACACGAUUCUGUAUUGAACCUGAUAGAUCUUGCUGGAUCAGAAAGAGUUGCUGAGAGUGGAUCAUGUGGUACAAGGCUGAAGGAGGCUCAGAAAAUUAAUGGCUCACUGUCCGAACUAAGUAAUGUCAUAUCAGCUCUUGCAAAUAAGGACAGUCACGUUCCUUUCCGCAAUUCUAAACUCACCUUUUUGCUCAUGGACAGCUUAGGUGGUAAUAGUAAAACCCUCAUGCUCGUAAAUGUUAACCCGACUAAAAAAGCUGCCAACGAAACAAUCAACACCUUGCGUUUCGCGACAACAGUUAACAAGUGUAACAUCGGCACAGCACAGAAAGUCGUGAAAUUUCAGUGAUAUAAAAUUUAUAACGUAUAGUUUUAACAGAAUGUCCAUGCGUUGUUAAAGUUAUAUAGUAGGGUGGUGGAAGAUGGGACACCGUUUUAUUCUAUUUUCUCUCUUAUUUGGUAGUAAACAAAGAAAAUUACUUUACGACUCCCAUCGACCCUUGUUAAUUGUUUAAAACACGAUCAGGAUAUUUGAACAUUAUGUGUUGAAGAUGUCCCAUCUUCCCCCACAGUACUCUACAUCGAAUAUAUUAACGUAACAUAAGCGUUAUAUAAACUGUGUCGAAUGUUUUAUGUAGAAUAGCUGCCUUUUUUGCUUUGAAAUUUCGCUACUUAGCCUGCGUUCUAUUUUAUACCUUAAUUUUUAAUUGGCUACAGGUAGUCUAAUCUUCCGUAUAUCACCUAUUUGUUGUUGCCCUGUACAAAAAUGUAAAUGCAUGUUUGGACGACAAAUAUUUUAAGAAUAAUCCGCAGGUAA
Molecule: messenger RNA, 2792 nt
Organism: Ciona intestinalis (vase tunicate)
Lineage: Eukaryota; Metazoa; Chordata; Ascidiacea; Phlebobranchia; Cionidae
Source: RefSeq, a predicted model, not a curated record